Lucilia sericata (common green bottle fly) is the source of this 753-nucleotide messenger RNA. RefSeq lists its product as uncharacterized. NCBI's taxonomy places the organism in Eukaryota, Metazoa, Arthropoda, Insecta, Diptera, Calliphoridae. The record is from RefSeq and is a predicted model, not a curated record. The coding region runs from base 1 to 654 and encodes 217 amino acids. The transcript has 2 exons.
AUGUUUACAACGUUUAAAGAGAAGCUAAACAACGAAAUUACGGUGGUCAACAGCGAAGUUCAAUGUAUCAAAAAUCCAGCAGCAGUGGUGUUUGCAGACCAAAAACAUAACGCAAAAAAGAAACUAUCCUUCAACAAGCUGUCUAAGAAAAAAACAGGUGGAGGACCGUACGAGAAAUUAUUAUUAUCACCAGCAGAGGAACAAAUUGUUCAAUCUGCAGGAAUUGAGGCUGCUGUUGAAGGCGUGUCUACUAUUAAAUCCUUCGGUACACCAAAAUGCGCCAGUGAGACAAUUCCAAAUGAGGAACAAAGUUUAAGAGCUUUAUUAGAAAAUGAUGACAGUAUAGAAGUUGACGAUGAGAAAUGUGUGGAAAAGAGUGAAUAUUCUCAGGAAUCGGAAGAUAAAGAAAAUCAGCCAUCAAGAAUAAAGAAAGGAAAUUCUAAGUCUGAAACGAAAUUGAAUCUCUUAAUUUCAAAUCUUUCUAACGCUGAAAAAUACCAUUUUGAUUUAAGUUCAAAACUAGAUCACCUUAUAAAACUAAAAGAAAAAUCGCUCAAAAUAAAAGAGGAAGAGCACUCUGCUAACAUGGCAAUAAAAAACCUUGAUAUCCAAAUUAAAACUAUUAAACUUGAAUUGCUAAAAAAGAAACAGUGAGAAUUUCAAGAAUAUAUGUAUUAAAAAGUUUAAUAGUUUAUACAAGAAAGUACAAAUAAUUUUAGUUCUUUUUCUGUAACUUUUUUAUAAUUAAAUUUU